AUGACAUGCCAUAGCACAUCAAUGCUGUUGGCACAGCGCCACAGUUGGUUAGACAGAUCCCGUGAGUCAGCGUUACGCGAGACCGGUGCGCGGCGGCGCGAUCGAUACCCUGCACUCCCUCCCCUCAGGCCCUCUCGUCCCCAUGCACCUGUCGUAGCCGACAGUACCGCUGAAAUAAGAAAAACCUCACAGAAACCAUCCAAAAAUGAAGUAAAUUUUAAGAAAAUAAGUGCUUUUCCUCGAGUCAAUUUUGGUCACCAGUGCAAGGUCACAUCGGUCGUAGACCUUAAG
This is a messenger RNA of Brenthis ino (lesser marbled fritillary), 291 nucleotides long. NCBI's taxonomy places the organism in Eukaryota, Metazoa, Arthropoda, Insecta, Lepidoptera, Nymphalidae. The record is from the annotation of a GenBank genome assembly.